AUGGCUCCGCAGCAGAAAGCGGAGGCCGCCCCGCCGCAGGGGCUGCCUUCUACCCCGCGCUUCUUCACGUGGGACGAAAUUGGGCUCCGCACGAAGCAGGAGGAUCCGAACCGCGAGAUGUGGCUAGUGAUCGACAGGAAAGUCUAUGACAUCAGCAGCUUCCACCGGCGGCACCCGGGAGGCUCCCGGAUUUUGAACAGCCACGUAGGGGAGGAGGUCACGGAUGCCUUUGCAGCAUUCCACGUCAACAAGCCAUUGGUGAAGAAAUUUUUGAAUUCGCUGCUGAUUGGGGAAUUGGCACCGGAUCAGCCCAGUUUUGAGCCCAGCAAAAAUGAAUUGCUUAUCAAGGACUUCCGUGCGCUGUGUACUACUGUCGAGAAAAUGGGACUCAUGAAACCUAAUACUUCUUUCUUCUUGGCACUCCUUUUUCACAUCUUGGUGCUGGACGCUGCAGCUGGACUCACCCUCUUUUAUUUUGGAACAUCUUUAUUACCGUUCAUUGCUUCUUUGGUGCUUCUUACCAUAGCACAGGUUCAGGCUUCAUGGCUCCAGCAUGAUUUGGGGCAUCUUUCUGUCUUCCAGAAGACAAAAUGGAACCGCCUGCUUCACAGAUUUGUGAUGUGCCAUCUUAUUGGAGCAUCAGCCAGCUGGUGGAAUCUCUUGCACUCUCAACAUCAUGCAAAGCCCAAUUGCUUCUCCAAGGAUCCAGAUGUUGACAUUCACCCUUUCUUGUUUACUUUGGGAAAGUCUCUGUCUGUGGAGCUCGGCACAAAGAAGAUAAAGUACAUGCCUUAUAACUAUCAGCACAAGUACUUCUCCUUCACUAUGCCACCACUGCUGUUUCCAGUCUUCUUCCACUAUCACACCUUCUAUGUUGCUUUCAAGAAGAAGUUCUGGGUGGAUUUGGCCUGGCAGGCAUCUCACUUCAUCCGGUUGUUACUUGUGUAUGGGUCCCUACUGGGAAUAAAGAGUUUUCUACUAUAUUAUUUCUCAUUCAGGAUGAUGGAAAGCUCAUGGUUUGUCUGGGUAUCCCAGAUGAAUCAUAUACCUAUGAAUAUAGAUUACGAUAAGAACUUAGACUGGGUCUCCACUCAGCUCCAGGCAACAUGUAAUGUUGAGCAGUCCUUGUUCAAUGACUGGUUCACUGGGCACUUGAAUUUCCAGAUUGAACACCAUCUUUUCCCCAGGAUGCCACGACACAAUUUCUGGAAGGUGUCCCCGCUGGUGAAGUCACUGUGUGCCAAACAUGGUAUUGACUACAAAUGCAAGUCUCUGCUGACAGCCUUCGCAGAUAUUCUACACUCAUUGAAAGAUUCAGGAGAACUAUGGUUGGAUGCCUACCUGCAUAAAUAA
Messenger RNA from Varanus komodoensis (Komodo dragon), 1353 nucleotides. Its product is annotated as acyl-CoA (8-3)-desaturase-like. The record is from RefSeq and is a predicted model, not a curated record. Lineage: Eukaryota; Metazoa; Chordata; Lepidosauria; Squamata; Varanidae. Gene Ontology annotation, biological process: lipid metabolic process. Gene Ontology annotation, molecular function: oxidoreductase activity, acting on paired donors, with oxidation of a pair of donors resulting in the reduction of molecular oxygen to two molecules of water. The transcript has 12 exons. Bases 1 to 1353 code for a protein of 450 amino acids. Gene Ontology annotation, cellular component: membrane.